Messenger RNA from Ixodes scapularis (black-legged tick), 315 nucleotides. RefSeq lists its product as uncharacterized. Bases 1 to 315 code for a protein of 104 amino acids. The record is from RefSeq and is a predicted model, not a curated record. Gene Ontology annotation, molecular function: serine-type endopeptidase inhibitor activity. The transcript has 3 exons. Lineage: Eukaryota; Metazoa; Arthropoda; Arachnida; Ixodida; Ixodidae.
AUGAACACAGCCCUUGCUGUCUUUUGCGUAGUUGCCGUCAUCGUAGUUAUCUUCACGGAGGCUGUUUCAGAUCGCAGAACUCAGAAUCGACCAGACGUCUGCAAUUUACCACCCCCCAAGAGGCCCCCAAGACCGGUUCCAUAUGGCUAUGAAAUAUACUACUUCGACCAAGGGGAACGAAAAUGCAAAUGCUUCAGGCAUUAUGUGUUCAGUGGAGAUUUAGGAGGAAAUUCAUUUCACAGUCAUAAGGCCUGUAGAACGAAAUGCAAAGGUGCCACCUUCUCAGUUUGCCCAAGACGAGGAGGAAAACAGUGA